Molecule: messenger RNA, 8353 nt
Organism: Homo sapiens (human)
Lineage: Eukaryota; Metazoa; Chordata; Mammalia; Primates; Hominidae
Gene: ZNF37A
Product: zinc finger protein 37A
Exons: 8
Coding region: 830-1123 (97 amino acids)
Biological process (GO): regulation of DNA-templated transcription
Cellular component (GO): nucleus
Source: RefSeq, marked validated
GAGAUGUAGUGUGCACUUUUCGGCCCCCGUCGCGGGAGCCGCUUCGGGCCUUCUGGGCAUGUCUGCCAUAUGGCUCCAGGUUUGUUUUUCUCCCCGGCACUCUGACGGGGAGGGCUCCCGGCAUCUCCUGGCGUCCGGGUAGAGGACGCGGAGGGUCGCAGCUUCAUUGCCUGAUGUCUUCGGGAAGUAUUUUGAAGUCAUCGUGGCUGUGGAUUGGGGAAUUUCUUGUUUCCACUGACCUGUGAGGCCGCGCACGCGGAGGGAGGCACCCCAGGCCCUCCGGCACUGUCCAGCCUCGCCUGUGUCCCCAUUAGCACCAGUGGGCAUUUUCAGAGGGUCCAGCUCAUGGCUCAAGUGACAGGAAGAUGUAGGAGCUUUCUGUCUUGAAUGAGGAUUCGAACCAAAGGGCUUAGGCCCAGCUGUCUUGGAGCAAAGCAGCUGUUGUGGGACCCCCACAGGCUGGGAGCUUUGUGCCCAUUCAGAUGUGGGGGCAGAAGAGGGCAAGGCCGAAGGAGCAGACAGCACCGCUUCUUGGGGAGUUGUGAAGGCAUCAUGCGGAGGGAAGAGCUUAGCAGCCAAGUGGAGGACAGCACCCUCCAUGCCUGGAUUCGUUACUCGCUCGUUCUAGAUGCUGAGCUGCUGGCGCACUGCAGCACAACUAGAGAUGUACGGAUGCCCCCAUCUUGAUCUUACAGAAUCAGAGGUACAGCCGCGAGAAAGGUCUAGUCAAGAACAGACAGAGUCGCUUGAGGACUCAGGAGGGUGUUUGCUGCGUUGACAACAGACUACACCCUCACAGUUUGCUCUGCUCUUCCAACACCAGUGGAAGAUGAUCACAUCCCAGGGAUCAGUGUCGUUUAGGGAUGUGACUGUGGGCUUCACUCAAGAGGAGUGGCAGCAUCUGGACCCUGCUCAGAGGACCCUGUACAGGGAUGUGAUGCUGGAGAACUACAGCCACCUUGUCUCAGUAGGGUAUUGCAUUCCUAAACCAGAAGUGAUUCUCAAGUUGGAGAAAGGCGAGGAGCCAUGGAUAUUAGAGGAAAAAUUUCCAAGCCAGAGUCAUCUGGGUGAGUUAGUAUGUGCCAGAUGGAAUUUAAAGGAAGGUAGAUCACAAAGGAAUUAAUUAAUACCAGUAGAAACUAUUCAAUAAUGAAGUUCAAUGAGUUUAACAAAGGUGGAAAAUGUUUCUGUGAUGAAAAGCAUGAAAUAAUUCAUUCUGAAGAGGAACCUUCUGAAUAUAAUAAAAAUGGGAACAGCUUCUGGCUGAAUGAAGACCUCAUUUGGCAUCAGAAAAUUAAAAAUUGGGAACAAUCUUUUGAAUACAAUGAAUGUGGGAAAGCUUUCCCUGAGAAUUCACUCUUCCUUGUACAUAAGAGAGGUUACACAGGACAGAAAACCUGCAAAUAUACUGAACAUGGGAAAACCUGUGAUAUGUCAUUUUUCAUCACUCAUCAGCAAACACAUCCAAGAGAAAACCACUAUGGUAAUGAAUGUGGAGAAAAUAUCUUUGAGGAAUCCAUUCUCCUUGAACAUCAGAGUGUUUACCCAUUCAGCCAGAAGUUAAAUCUCACUCCAAUUCAGAGAACCCACUCAAUUAACAAUAUUAUUGAAUAUAAUGAGUGUGGAACAUUUUUCAGUGAAAAAUUAGUCCUUCAUUUACAACAGAGAACACAUACAGGAGAAAAACCUUAUGAAUGUCAUGAAUGUGGAAAAACCUUCACCCAGAAGUCAGCCCACACAAGACAUCAGAGAACACACACAGGGGGAAAACCCUAUGAAUGUCAUGAAUGUGGGAAGACCUUCUAUAAGAAUUCAGACCUCAUUAAACAUCAAAGAAUUCAUACAGGGGAGAGACCUUAUGGAUGUCAUGAAUGUGGGAAAUCCUUCAGUGAAAAGUCAACCCUUACUCAACAUCAAAGAACGCACACAGGGGAGAAACCAUAUGAAUGUCAUGAAUGUGGGAAAACCUUCUCAUUUAAGUCAGUCCUUACUGUGCAUCAGAAAACACACACAGGGGAGAAGCCCUAUGAAUGCUAUGCAUGUGGGAAAGCCUUUCUCAGAAAAUCAGACCUCAUUAAACAUCAAAGAAUACACACAGGUGAAAAACCUUAUGAAUGUAAUGAAUGUGGGAAGUCAUUCUCUGAGAAGUCAACCCUUACUAAACAUCUAAGAACUCACACAGGUGAGAAACCUUAUGAAUGUAUUCAGUGUGGAAAAUUUUUCUGCUACUACUCCGGUUUCACAGAACAUCUGAGAAGACACACAGGGGAGAAACCUUUUGGAUGUAAUGAAUGUGGGAAAACCUUCCGUCAGAAGUCAGCCCUAAUUGUUCACCAGAGAACUCAUAUAAGACAGAAACCCUAUGGAUGUAAUCAAUGUGGAAAAUCAUUCUGUGUGAAGUCAAAACUCAUUGCACAUCAUAGAACACACACAGGGGAGAAACCCUAUGAAUGUAAUGUUUGUGGAAAAUCAUUCUAUGUUAAGUCAAAACUAACUGUACAUCAGAGAAUACACUUGGGGAGAAACCCUAUAAAUGUAGUAAACGAGGGAAAUUACUCUGGGUGAAGUCAGAACUUUGUAGAACACAGAACAUAAAGGGUGAGAGAAAUCUGUUAAUAUAAUGAUAAUGAGAACACCUUUGCCCUGAAGUCAGUUCUCACAGUAUAGAAGAGAACUUAAAGAGGGAAAAAACAAUAUGAAGAUAGGGAAUGCAGGAAAACAUUAUUCUGGAAUUUGGACCAUACACUAUGUUACAAAACUAAAAGUGGAAAAAACUUAUUGGUGAAUGAAUAUAGGAAACAUUUUGCCCAAUGCCACUCUUCAUUAAACAUCAGAGAAUUCACACGGGGUGAAACCUGGGUCAGCAUCCCUAGGUUGAGAAGGGAUGCAUUUUUCUGCUACUACUACAGUUUCACAGAAUACCUGAGAAGACACACUUGGAGAAACCUUUUGGGUGUAAUGAAUGUGGGAAAACCUUUCAUCAGAAGUCAGCUCUAAUUGUUCACCACAGAACUCAUAUAAGACAGAAACCCUAUGGGUGUAAUGAAUGUGGAAAAUCAUUCUGUGUGAAGUCAAGAGGCCAGAGAAAAUGCACAAACUGUAGGAAACUAUAGGAAAGCAUUUACUAUGAGGUUAUAUUUUAUGGAGUAUAUGUAAUAAGAAGUAGCUUCUCAGUGAACAUCAGAUAGUAGAGAAAGUAUUUUUAACUGUAUCCAAUGUGUGGAUGUUUUAAGUUAAAAUCUAAAUUUAAUAUAGAACAGAGGUGUUGAGUUGCAGGAUAUCUAGCAAUUUAAGAAAAUGUGGAAAAAAUAUUUUUAUUGAGAAAUAGCAUUUUACUUUGUUAAUAUCUAGUUUAGUUCAUUGUCAAGACUGCUAUUUUCUAAGAGACUUCUAAAGACGCCACUCAAGCCAAUGGCUAUAAGUAGUUCAAAGGUUUAUUGCUUAGCCAUAUGAAAAAUAAGGGAAGAUUUUUUAGCAAGGGGACCCACAAACAAGAGUGCUCUUGUAUGUCCAGAAGAAAGAGAAAGACCAUCAAUCAGGGGCCAUAGUACAGGAGCCCACCAGCAGGAUUUUUGAAUAAUCCUAGGGCAGACUAAAUUCAGACGACCCAUCUCAGAAUGGUGGAUCAAAGCAGCAAGUCAAUUUGCCUUGUAUGCAACUUAUGAGGAUUAGUAGAAGAGAGUGGGUCCAGAUUUCUGGUGGUUUCUGCCCUGCAGAUGUCUAACACAUAAGCCAGGACAUUCUGCUGUGAGUGACUUAUUGUACCCAACUCUAUUUCUCUCCAUACUGAAACAUGUCUUUCAUAGGUGAUACAACUUUUUAAAAUGUAUGUGUAGAUAUAACUUAAAUAUGGAGCUUUCAAAAAGCACAAAUAGGCUGGACAUGGUGGCUCAUGCCUGUAAUCCCAGUACUUUGGGAGGCUGAGGUGGGCAAAUCACCUGAGGUCAGGAGUUCCAGACCAGCCUGGCCAACAUGAUGAAACCCUGUCUCUACUAAAAAUACAAAAAUUAGCCGGGCAUGGUGGUGCACAUCGGUAGUCCUGGCUACUAGAGAGGUUGAGGUGGGAGGAUCACUUGAACCUGGGAGGUGGGGGUUUCAGUGAGCUGAGAUCAUGCCACUGCACUCCAGCCUGAGUGACAGAGAGAGAUUCAAAAAACAAAAAAAAAGCAAAAAUAUACUUUGCUAUUGGGUAAGGUAUAGUAGUUGGCAGCAGAAUGGACCCAUUGAGGAUAACUAUAAAAUUACAGAAAAUAUUUAAAUGCAACUUAUUGCUAUAGAAGCAAAGAGGACUAAAGGGCAAAAUUCUAGAGAGUGGUAAAUCUCAGAAAGCACAAGCAUAAAAUGCAGCUCUGGGGGCCCUUUCCACUUCUGGCUAUAGGGAAGAACCUGAAUACUGAACUUGAUUCAGGCAGAGGACCAUAACCUGGGGGUCAGGGGAAGGCAUGGGGGGGACCAGAAACCAGAAGAACAAUCAAGACUGCAAUGAAAAAAAUGGAUACAUUAGGAGCUUCAAACACAUAUAAUUUCUCAAGAAAUUUCCAGAUGUCUCAUGCUGCAUAGGGCAGGAGCCUGAAAAGCUAAUUUGAGAAGAUAAUAAGUAGGAUUUUUGUUUUGUUUUGCAUUUUGCAGUACAAAGGAGAAAUGAUUAGAACUUAGGAAGUGCCAGUGGGUUGGUGAACAUGCCAUCAGUAAAAGCCCUGGAAACAAGGUCAUACUAGAGAUUGGUUGUGCCUUGUCACAACUGCAAACAAUACCUGAGUGGAGUAUUCAAAAACUUGCUUAGAAAGAAAACUCUAGGAACAGAUGGCUUCACUGAAGUUAUUCCAAAUAUUUAAGAAAUAAUACCAGGCUUUUAUAAACUUUUCUAGAAGAAAAAAGAUGGAACUUUUCCAAUUCAGUUUUUGAGGCCAGUACAACCUUGAUAACAAAACCUAAAAAAAAAACAACAAAAAAACCCAUAAAGCUAUAGACCAAAGUCUCAUAGAUUUAGAUGCAAAAUCCUAAAAUUGAAAAAAACAUCUAGCCAUAUCCAUAAACUAUAUCAUCACCAAGAGAUGUUUAUUAGGGCAAUCAAAAGAUUUAUUAUUUUAAAAAAAUCAGUGUGGACUUCCAUUCCUCUUUCUUUUGAUUCCCCCCUUUGACUUUUCAUGUAUCUCUCCUGCCUUCCUUCCCCAGAGUGGAGGAGUUAGACUUGCCUCGUGGGAUGAGAGGAGUUGUGGCUUUGUGUCUGCUGGCACCAAGAGGGCUGAGGGUGAGGUGUGGAAGGGACAGGGGGAGGAGAUGGGCAGCAUUGUUGAGAGAUUGGUAACACUGAGCAAAUAAAUAUGUUGAGAAUGAUGACAGCAAGAUUUCUCCAUUAGAGAAGGUAUUUAUAAAAAUAGGAAUGAGGAGAGCUAGAAAACCUGGAGUGUGGCAUUAGAAUAGAACUCAUAUCUUUUAAAUAUAUAGGAACAAAUAAAUAAAUUGUUGUGUGUGCACAUAUGCAUAUAUUUUGUGUUCAUUCUACUGAGAGGACCUAAACACAAUGACACCUCAGUAACAGUAAGCACACCAACUGCCAAGUUAUUAGUUCCUAAAUACUAUCCACAAAAAAGGGGAACAGGGAUGAUUCCUAGUCAGAGAUUGGGAGAAAUACAAGAUGAGCCUGAAUCAUCUCAUGUACCUGACAGUAAGAAAAUACUCUGGCUGGUCUCAGUGGCUCAUGUCUGUAAUUCUAGCAUGUUAGAAGGUCAAGGUGGGUGGGUUGCUUGAGCUCAGGAGUUUGAGACCAGCCUGGGCAACAUGGCACAAUUGUCUCUACAAAAAAUACAAAAAUUAGCCAGGCAUGGUGGCAUGCACCUGUAGUCCGAGGUACUCAGGAGGCAGAGACGUGGGAGGAUCGCUUGAGCCUGGGAGAUUGAGGCUGCACUGAGCUGUGAUCGUGCCACUGUACUCUAGCCUGGAAGACAGAGUGAGACCCCAUCUCAGGAAAAAAGAAAAAAAAAAAGAUGUCAUUCAGCAGGUUAAUGGAUAAACUGUGGAACAUCCAGAAAACUUUAACAUUCUUCAAAGAAAUAGAAAACACAAUCCUAAAAUUUAUAUGGGAACCACAAAAGACUUAGAAUAGUCAGCUAUCCUGAGCAAAAGGAAUCAAACUGGAGGAAUCAUAUUACCUGACUUCCAAUUAUUCAACAGAGCUACAGUAACCAAAACAGCAUGAUACUGGCAUAACAACAGACACAUAGGAACAGUAUAGACAACCCAGAAACAAAUUCAUACAUCUAUGGUGACCACUUUUGACAAAGGAAUGAAGAACAUACACUGGGGAAAAGAUAAUGUCUUUAAUAAAUGGUGCUGGGAAAACUGGAUAUCCAUAUGCAGAAGAAUGAAACUAGACCCCCAUCUCUUAGCAUAUACAAAAAUCAAAAUUAAUUAAAAAGUUAAAUCUAAGACCUCAAACUAUGAAACAGCUAAAAGAAAACAUCGGGGAAUCUCUCCAGGACAUUGGAGUGGGCAAAGAUUUCUUGUGUAAUACCUGACAAACAGGCAACCAAAGCAAAAGUGGACAAAUGGGAUCACAUCAAGUUAAAAAUCUUCUGCAUUGCAAAGGAAAUAACAAAGUGAAGAGACAACCCAUAGAAUGUGAGAUAAUAUUUGCAAACUAUCCAUCUGUAUUAGGCCAUUUUUGAAGUACUACAAAGAAAUACUUGAGACUGAGUAAUUUAUAAAGAAGAGGUUUAAUUGGCUCACGGUUUUGCAGGCUGUACAGGAAGCAUGGUGCUAACAUCUGAUCAGCUUGUAGGGAGGCAUCAGGAAGUUUCCAACCAUGGUGGAAGGCAAAAGGGGAAUAAGUAUCUCACAUGGCAGGUGCAGGGCAAAGAGAGGGGGGAAGGGAAGUGCCACACAACCAGAUCUUGUGAGUACUCAGAUUUUGUGAGGGGUGCUUGAGGUCAUGGAUACCCAUUUACCCUGAUGUGUUUAUACACAUUUCAUACCUGUAUUAAAAUAUCUCAUGUACCCCAUAAACAUAUACACCUACUUUGUACCCACAAAAAUUUAAAAAUAAAGUUAAUUUCAAUGUUUAAAGACUUGUUAUUAAAAUAAUAGCAGUUUCUAUAAAUUUAAUAUUUCAAUAAAACUCCCAGUAUUUAUUGUUAACACUGGAAAAAGUUUUCCAAAACGUAUAUGGCAGAAAUAUGGGCCUUGAUGUGAGGACAGCAUCAAUUAAUGAGGGAUCCUCUCCCUUGAUCAAAACACCUUCCACCAAGACCCACCUUUAACGCUGAGCAUUACCUCUCAAAGUGAGAUUUGGGCAGGGACUAAUAUCCAAACUGUAUCAACAUCUGACAAGGUGUUCACAACCAGAAUAUAUAAGGAGCUAUAACAAUUCUAUAGAAAAAAAAAUCUGAUUUAAAACUGGGCAAAAAUCUGAAUAGACGUUUCUCAAAAGAAGACAUACAAAUGGCAAACAGGCAUAUGAAAAGGUACUCAACAUCAUUGAUCCAUUAGAGAAAUGCAAAUCAAAACUACAAUAAGAUAUCAUCUCACCCCAGUUAAAAUGUCUUCUCUCCAAAAGACAGAUAAUAACAAAUGCUGAAGAGGAUGUGGAGAAAAGGGAAACCUCGUGCACUGUGGAAAUGUUAUUAGUACAACCACUAUGGACAACAAUUUGGAGGUACCUCAAAAACUAAAAAUAGAGCUAUCAUACAAUCCCACAAUUCCACUGGUAGUUAUAUACCCCAAAGACAGGAAAUCAGUAUAUUGAAGAUAUAUCUGCACCGUGUUUACUGUAGCACUACUCACAAUAGCCAAGAUUUGGAAGCAACCUAAGUGUCUAACAGCAGAUGAAUGGAUAAAUAAAAUAUGGUACAUAAACACAAUGGAGUACUAUUCAGCCAUAAAAAAGAAUGAGAUCCUGUCAUUUGCAACAUUGUAGAUGGAACUAGAGAUCAUUAAGUGAAAUAAGCCAGGCACAGCAAGACAGACAUCAUGUUCUGACGUAUUUGUUGGAGCUAAAGAUGAAAACAACUGAACUUAUAGAGGGUAGAAGGAUGUUUACCAGAGGCGGGAAAGGCAGUGAGGGCAUGGUGAGGGGGAAGUGGGGAAUGUUAACGGGCACAAAAUGUAGAAUGACUAAGACCUAGUAUUUGAUAGCACAAGGUUACUACAGUCAAUAAUAAUUGUGCAUUUUAAAGGUAUAAUUGAAUUGUAACACAAAGGAUAAAUGCUUGAGGUUAUGGAUACCCCAUUUACCCUGAUGUGAUUAUUAGACAUUGCAUGCCUAUAUCAAAAUAUAUCAUGUACCCCAUAGAUAUAUACACCUAGUAUGUACCCACAAAAAUUAAAAAUAAAGUAAAAUUUCAAUGAUUAGGAA